UCCCUCCCGGCUGCAGCAGGAGCAGAGACUGAGCCGCCCUUCACCCCCUCCCCCGGCGGAGUCCCAUCGCCCUGGUAACCUGAUGCCAAGCUCAGGGCCGACCCAUUCGGGCUUCAGGGAGCCCCGGGCCGGGCUCCCGCACGGGCGGUGGGAGACGCGUCCCUGUCCCGCGGGACCCGGUCCCUAGGCCCGUGCUUGGCGGAGGCAGAGAGGGGAAGGCGACGUGGAUGGGAGUCAGUGGAUUGGGCGUCCCCCCGCCGGCCGGCGCAGUUGGUGCAGUCCGGGAAGAUGGCAGAUGGAUACAUUGUGGCAGUCUAAUCUUCUAGACUAGGAUACCAGUAAUGCCGUUCCCACCUGAACACAUGAUAAUCAGAUGACUUUCAAAGCACUUGUAAGAUGAACAUUCGCUGUAGCAGAUGCCUAGAGGAAGAGGUGACCUUCUAAGCAGCAAGAUGAGUGAAUGGCAAAGGAUUUUUGUGCAAAAUCUGACUGUUCCUCCACACUCCCAAAGGAGACGACAUCUCCCAAGGGAAUCAAUAGCAUUUCAGUGUGUCCUGAAGUAUGUUGUGGGGAAUUUAAUUAAGCAGAGAGUUCUAGAAGGCUUGUCAGAGGUUGAAUACCAGCUCCGCCUGUCCCUCUUUGACAUCACCUAUCGUCAUUUCUUUGGGAGAACAUGGAAAAGUACCACAAGACCUCUCAAAGCUGUGCCAGGACAACCACCCAAAGUGGUUUUCAAUGAGACCAUUUAUUUUCACACAUCUUUAAACCAUCCCAGCAUCGUCGCAGUGGUGGAAGUGGUGGCUGCAGCCAAGAAGCGAGAGGGGGCUCACCAGGAUCUGUCUUGUGGGUUUGGAAUUCUGCACCUGUUCAACAGCAAGUCAGAACCAACAGAUGUGGCCACCAAGGACAGAGGGCUCCAGCUGUAUCAUGGGACACCUCGAGCGCUUCUGCACCCCCUCCUCCAGGACCCGAUAGAACAGAAUAAAUACAUGACGGUGAUAGAGAACACUCAUCUACAGUACACCUUAAGGCCACACCCGCCCCUCGAGACCAUGAUUCACCUCCUCCCUGAGAAUAUGCUGGUGUCUGGGCUGCAGAAAAUUCCUGGCUUGCUGCUGACACAUGGAGAAACAAAUGAUUUCUUUCGAAAACCCCACCUCAUGAAAUCAGUCACAUGGUACUUGGAUAAACUGUCCAUUAAUUUGUACCCUUCAUUAGAAAAAUUUGAGGAAGAGCUGCUGGAUUUACUCAACAGUGAGCGUUUACUUAAGGAUAGCUCCUCAAUGGAUGGGAGUGAAGUUCUCAUUCAGGAACGACGGCUGCACAUCGGGGUCCACAAUGGCUUAUGCUUCGUUCAGACGCCUCAGGUGGUGGUGUUGGUGCCAGAGGGUGAGGUGGCUCGGGGGCGCUCGGCCAGCUUCCACAGGAAACAAGGCCUCAGCGCCAAACCAAGCAUGGUAGGUCAAGCUCUGGUUUUGAGAAGCCGCAUUCGUUUGACCGAGAUGGUCCGUCACCCAGCGUUCGCAAUUGUCUUCCAGCUGGAGUAUGUUUUCUGUGCACCAAGUGGAGCCGACAGGAAGGCAUUGUCCAUUUCCUCUUUGACUAAAACAGCCUAUAUGCAUUCCAUCCGAUGGACUGUUUGGAAUCCUUUGCUGGACUCGUGUUCCGUGGAAGUGAUCUUACCACUUCAAGGAGGCGCCCAGCAUAAUCCCAGCCAUGUGUUAGUUUACAAGAUGCCACCCACCAGCAUGAGCUCCGAAGAGGUGAAGCAGGUUGAGUCUGGCACAGUCCAGUUCCAGUUUUCCACUGAUUCAGAGGAACAUCUCGGGACUUCUGCAAAUUCCUUGAGUAACAACAGAGGAGAGCUGCUCCGCUCAACAAAGCCAUCCACACCAUCUCUGAUAGGUGCACCAUCUUCACCCCAGAUGUUGGUUUCCACUCAAGACUAUCCUCAAGGACCUGGGUUGUCAAUAUCCCAGUUGUCAGCAUCACCCCACUCUCCUCCUGUAAGCCACUCGUCCAAACCCCCGUUGCAACAGCAAACCGGCUCUCCAGUCCCCCGCUCCCGUGGGAUGCGCCGACGUGAACGUGCACAGGAGCUCCCAGGUGGAGGCAGCAGCGGUGGCAUAACUCACUUGGAGGCUGACCUCAGUCCCAGCUCCUUGAUCCUGGAUUCCUCUGCAAGUGACCAGCUGCAGGAGCUGCCGUUCACACCCGUGCACGCGCCUAUUGUUGCCAUGGGAACACAGACUGGAAGCUCUAGCUCUAUCCUCACUCGGGCCUCUCUGUCUCGCUUGCAUGCCGCUGGCUUUCCAGAAAUCCUGGAUUGUAACAAGGAGCCAGCAGAAGUUGUGGACCCCACAGACCCUGUGAACUUCAACCCUCAAAGGGAAGAAGCUGACUUCUUGCAAAGCAAUGAAAUCAUUUUGCAGUUCCUCGCCUUCACCAGGAUUCCACAGGAUGGCAUGGGGACAACUUGGCCAAAGACUAUGUAUUUCACCUUCCAGUUUUACCGUUUCCCACCUGUCACAACACCACGAUUGCAGCUGGUGAAGAUGGAGCAGUCUGGGACAGCCAGUUCAGCUGCAUCUUCCCAUAUCUUAUUCCAGAUCAACAAAGAUGGAACCCUUAAGAGUGAAUCUCCAGGGUUGCAGCUAAAGUAUAUGGUGGAUCCUGGUUUUCUGAAGCCAGGAGAACAACGCUGGUUUAUACGUUAUAUAGCUGACCAUAACCUACAGAUUGAUAUUUGGGAUGGAGAUUCUUUGCUCCUCAUUGGAUCUGCUGCAGUUAAGCUGAAGCACUUGCUUCGCCAGGGUCGGACAGCAGUUCAGGUCCAUCAUGAGCUGGAGGUGAUGACAACCGAAUACGAGCAGGACACAACAGUGAUGAGUGGGGACGUUCUCAGACAUGGCACUGUGAAGCCCAUAGGAGUCUACGCUGUUGUGAAAGGCCGACUUCACCUGAGUUUGGCCAAUGUUGGUCACCUGUGUGAGCAGAGGCUGAAGAAAUCAAACUCCUUGCCACCCUCCCGCUCUCGCAUUGUCUCCUCACAUGAUGGGACCAGCAACUUCCACGGAGGCAGCUUGUUCUCCCUCAAUACGCCUGGGGCUAAGAACGUGUCCCAAGCCCAGAAGCUGGCGGACGUGGACAGCGAGCUGGCUGCCAUGCUGUUCAGCCGCCUGCAGGAAGUGAGCACGGUCUUCCAGCAUGCCAGCCGCGAGGCCAGCGCCAUCCGCAGGCGGAAGCUGGAGAGGAUGAUGAUGGUGCGACAACUCGAAGCCCAGGAGGAUGUCAGUGGGAGGAGAGCAAGCCUCAUGGGCCGGCGUGAGGAGCGCGUGCAGCACUCCAGGGACCUGCAGAUUAUUGAUGCCUACCGGGAGCGCAUCAAGGCCGAGAGCAUCUCCAGCAUGCUGAUUCAGGCCAUCACCUCCAGCUACACUCUCUAUGCCACGCUGGGCACAGCAGAGUUCUUUGAGUUUGCCCUGAGAAACCCAUACAACAUCCAGCACACGGUGACGAUCGAGAUCAACCACCCGGAGCUGAGUGUUAUUAUGGACAGUAGGGAGUGGAGACACUUCAAAGAGUUGACCCAAACAUUGACUACUCCAGUAGAAGAGGACAUGUUCCAUCUUCAGGACAACCUCAUGCCUCAGGUCUACCUGCGCCCCAGAGAGACCAUUCACAUUCCAUUUAAAUACCAGACCUUCUCUGUAGACCACGCUGUCAUGAUGCAGCAGGGCCCUGCUGAGCUGAGAUUCAAUAAAGACCCAGAAGCUGCACCCCCCUGGAAGUCCAGUGCCAUGCUGACAAAACGCAUCAAGAUCUCCUUUAAGGCAAAUGGUGACAAACCCAUUGCAAUUCUCAGUGUUAAUGUGGAGCCCCAGCCCCAUGUGGUGGAUCAGACAUUCCGAUUCUAUCACCCGGAGCUCACCUUCUUGAAGAAGUCCAUACGGCUACCUCCAUGGUACACCCUGCCAGGUGCCCCAGCAGGAAUGCCAGGUGGGGAACCGGAGAUGUAUGUCCGCUGCAGUGAUCCCAACAUCAUUUGCGAAACAAAAAAAAUGGGUCCUGGGGAGCCACAGGAUGUGUUCUUAAAAGUAGCUGGAGGACCAAGCCCACAGAUCAAAACAUUCUUUGUUGCUAUUUACACGGACGCCUGGCUUGCUGCUCCCUUUCAGAUCUGGCAAUUUUACCUUCACUCGCUGCAACGUGUGGACGUUAGCUGCAUAACUGGCCAGCUGACCCGCCUUUCCUUGGUUCUCCGGGGCACCCAAACGAUCAGGAAAGUGAGAGCUUACACCUCGCAUACACAGGAGCUGAAGGUGGAUCCCAAAGGCGUGUUUAUUCUUCCUCCGAACGGGAUGCAGGACCUGCAUAUCGGUGUGAGGCCUCAGAAAGCUGGCAACAGAUUUGUUUACCUCAAUCUGGUGGAUGUGGAGUACCACCAGCUUGUUUCGUCCUGGCUGGUGUGUGUUUCCUGCCGACAGCCUGUCAUUUCUAAGGCAUUUGAAAUAACACUCCCUGCUGGCGGAGGGAAAGGCUCCAACAAGCGGAUCACAUACACGAACCCAUAUCCCUCCAGGAGGAUGUACUUCCUGCAUACCAACCGAGCUGACCUGCUGCAGUUCAAGGAGGAUUCCUUUGAGAUUGGAGGAGGGGAGAUGUACACGAUUGGCUUGCGGUUUGCACCAAGCCAGAGCACCGGGGAGGAGGAGAUUCUGAUUUAUAUCAAUGACCAUGAAGACAAGAAUGAAGAAACCUUCUGUGUGAAGGUUGCCUAUCAAUAAAGAGGAGGGUUUGCCUGAGGGCCAGUAGAGCGACGUGUUCCUGGAGCAUCUGUCGAAGGUUUCAUCUUACUCCACCUACCAUGAGACGUAGUCCUGUUGUUAUUAUCAGCUUUAGAGACUUUUCCCUCCAUAGAUUGUCUGUUUCUGAAUUUCCUUGACCACGUUUAUUUGUAGACAGAAAACCGAUUGAGCUGCUCUGUGAACCUAGCCCACAUGCUGGCAGGAUGUGUUUCCUUCCUCUUUGCAGUUUGCCACUAUCUAAUCAAGCCAUGGCCAAGUCACUAUGAUUUAUUGUCCGACUGAAUUCUUGGCACACUGACAUGACCUCCAAUGAUGUAACAUAGCCAUAUUUGUUCUACUUAAAAUGGUAAAUUAAUCCCUAUAUAUUUAUACCAUAUGCCAUGGUCCAGACGAUUGUCACUACUUCUGUUAUGCUUUGCUGGGCCGUGAGCUUGUUUGGAUUUUUAUUUUUUUAAUUCUUUUUUAACAGAUCUUAAAAAGCUGCAUUUCCAGAAUAUGUGUGUUUCAAGUAUUUUGUUUUUUUAACUGAAUUUUGUACUCAAAGAUGACAAUUUGAUGGUACUUUACUCAUUCCAGUUCAUCUAAAUUGUUGUACAGAACCCACGGAGUGCAGCAUAGAGUUUUCUGUUACAAGGCUUCUGUUUGCCAGUAGCUCCCCAUUGCAUGCUGGUGCAAGCAUCUGGGUUGUCCUUCCUCUUGCUAAUCUCUUUAAAUGACAGAUCAGAAGCUCUCCACAAUCCAGCCCAUCACCUGCAUUUCUAUGAACUGUCCCAGAGACUAGAAAGGCUCAGCAGGUUCUGUGUGAUUUCAAAUCACUCAGUCAGCUCAGAACUCAUGCAUUGUUUGAAUUGACAGAAGAUAAUCUCUUCUAAAGGUGAGUACUAGAGAUGCCAAAAUUGUCUGACACUGGAAUUUCAUUUAAUCUCUGAGCACACAGCAUCCAAAUCUGGUAUCGGUUUCAGGAUAGGGGACCCUUGCAGAUCUAAGGCAAAGAUGGGAGCUGGAAAGCAUGAAUCAGGCGAUACAGUACACGUAGGAAUAAAGAGAUUAAUUAUGGACACAGGUCAAGGGAUCGAAUUGGGCUAACUCUGUUUCAUAUUAAAAAUCAAGUCAAAGGGAGUUAACUGAGAGGGUUGAAAAUGGAGAAGAUUGCCUCUAGGGCACUGGCUCAGCCGCAGGCAAGGAAGUGGUAGACAAGUGAGUGAUGAAUUUGCAGUGGCUUAUGUGAAACGAGUAGGUAGUCUCAGUGCAUUUCCCAGUGCACAGAUGCCAGCCUCACAGGUAGACCCCUUGCUGGCAGUCUCAGCAGGGAGGCCAUGAGGAGGAACUGCCUUUUCACCUGCUGAGAUUGUCCCAUCAGAACACUCAGGCAUGUGACGGGGCAGUAUCUGGGGAGAUUGUGAAGACCAUGCGCCCCUCCAUGUUAUAGGCUGCUACUCUCCAGUAUUGUGUUGCCUUUUGCCUCUGGAGUCUAUGCCAACGAUUCAUGCUCCCUCAUCCCCAUUGGUCAACAUAGCAUCAGGCAGGUGCCACACCUUGCCGAAGGCCAUAUCUCCCCGCCAUAUACAUACCUAACCUAGGCCUUAUUCUCAUCUUAGGGCUUGUCUUCAUGUACAGCGCUACAAUAGCGCAGCUCCUCCCAUGCAGGUAUGCUGCGUGAAGAUGCUCCUACGCUGAUAGGAGAGCUUCCCCCAUCAGCACAGUUAAUCCACCUCCCCGAGAGGCGGUAGCUAUGGCUGUGGAAGAAGGUCUUCUGUCGCCAUAGCAAUGUCUACAUAGGGGCUUAGGUCGGUUUAACUACAUCGCUCACGGAUGUGGAUUUUUCAUAUCUCUGAGCAACGUCGUUAUACCAAUUUAGGUCUGUAGUGUAGACCUGGCUUCAAGUUAUACCGGUGUGAAUCAGGAGUAGUCCUGGUGAACUCACUGGAGUUACUUUGCUAUGAGAGCAGGCUCAAGGCUCUAGAUUAUAUGCUGUUUGAUAAGGACUGUCUCUUGACCUUUUGAUGGGACACCUUGCACAUUUAUGGGGCCUCAUACUAAUCACAAGAUCUUUGGGCUGGGCUCUGUUUGCUGCAUUCUACCUACCGUAUAGGGCCAUAGCCACGUACAGCAGGAGAUGAUAUCUCGGUCGGGUAUGGGGAUUGGUGCUGUGUAAAUACCCGAUGCAGAUACAUAAUUUUGGGGCAGGGACUGUGUUUGUAGAGCGCUGGGCAUAGUGGGGUGCACUUCAUUGACUGGGGCUCCUGGGGGCUCCCCCAAUAUCAAUAACAACAAAUAAUAACAUAGUGGAGCAUGACCCUAGAGCAAAGGGCCUGGGGAGAGGUGUGCUGCAAUCUCAGGAAAACCACUGGGAAGAGGAAGGAACAAAGUUCUCUUCUAUAUUUUUAGGCUGCCACCAUGUUUUCUGUCUUCAAUUUGAAACCUGCUGUGUAACCAAGCACUGAGAAACCACAGUGUAAGUGUAAAUCAGGCUCUAGGGUCCACUCUUGCCAGCAGUGAGCCGGCAGCAGAGCUAGUGCUCUGCGAAGGGCACCGAAACGGGAACAGAGAAAGUACAAAGCAGAUUGCAUCGAUAGGCGGGUGGCAAGGCCAACUGGGCAGAUCAGGCUCCGAAUCCCAUUUCUCUUGAUGCCAGGCCAGAAAUGGCAACCUCACAAGUCUCAGCUCCCAAGUGGGUCUGAGGAAGGCAUUGCCUUGAGGGAGGGUGUGGGGGGGAAAGGGCAUUUGACUGGCUAGAGCCUGGGAGCUGGUGCCGAAUCCUGCUUGGACCGACAAGGAGCAAGGUGAGCCUGUGGCACUGCCCUAAUCACUGGUGCCAUGUUGCAGCACGAAAGAGUCAUUCAUGCAGGGCGUAUCUCACCCAUACUUUCGAUCAACCCUCCCCCCAUGCCCAAGCCAAAGUGAGGCAUGGGAAAGACUGAGUAUCCAGGAGCAGAGACACCCAAAGGGAAGAACGGAUUGUUUUCGCCGUUUGUGCUUGGCUGAAUCUCUUAUCUUCUAACAGGAGCAUUUUCCAUAAGGCAUAAGUCUCAGCUUUGCUUUGGGAUCUGACAACCUUCCCUGCACUUGGUAAAGUCAUUGGGCCUGGUGGGGACCACACAUGGCAUAAAAUAAGCACAUACAAUGUUAAUAGAGCACACAGUAAGUGGAUUAAGAACUGGCUAACUGAUAGACUUCAAAACAUAGACUAACCUAGGCCCAUUCAAUUAAAAUGUAUUUGAAUACAGCCAUGUGCAAAGGUACACAUCUAGAACAAGGAGUGCAGGCCACACCUACAGAUUGGGGACUGUAUCCUGGAAAGCAGUUACUCCAAAAGGGAUUUAGAAGUCAUUGCAGACAAACAACUGAACACGAGCUAUCAGUGCGAUGCUGUGGCACAAGGGCUAACGUGAUCCUUGGAUGUAUGAACAGGAGGAUAGCGAGCAGGAGCGGGAAGGCGAUACUGGAAUGCUGAGCCCUAUUCUGGUGUCCACACUGUGAAAAAGAUGUUGAGAAAUUGGAGAGGGUGCAGUGAAGAGCUGCAAAAAUGAUUCGAGUGUUGGAGGAAAUAGUUACCGUUAGAGACUUAGGCCAUGGCUACACUGGCACUUUACA
This is a messenger RNA of Gopherus evgoodei (Goodes thornscrub tortoise), 8402 nucleotides long. It is a transcript of the gene NPHP4, whose product is annotated as nephrocystin 4. Lineage: Eukaryota; Metazoa; Chordata; Testudines; Testudinidae. The transcript is spliced from 31 exons. Gene Ontology annotation, biological process: protein localization to ciliary transition zone; negative regulation of canonical Wnt signaling pathway. The coding region runs from base 417 to 4787 and encodes 1456 amino acids. The record is from RefSeq and is a predicted model, not a curated record. Gene Ontology annotation, cellular component: ciliary transition zone; ciliary base; ciliary basal body.